AUGCCGCCGAAAACACCCUCCCCCACAACCACGCCCUCCCCCACACCCACCCCCACCCCCGCCGCAACACCGCUCCCAAAGACCCCGCACUCCACAUCCAACUCCCCCGUCCUCCGCAGCAUCCAGUCGCACCUCAACCUCACGCACAACGACGCCCUCUUCACGGCCCUGCGCGCAACCGCCCACACGCUCCUCACCGACGCCGGCAUCCUCCUCGCCAGCGCGAACGACCAGGCCGUGCAGAUCCGGAAGCGCCAGGUCGCGCACGAGCUCGAGAAGCUGCACCCGGAGGUUUUUGGCCUCGCCGCGGGAGCGGUGGGGGGGGGAGGAGGAGGGAUGGGGGCAGGGGAGAGGACAUAUGAGAUGAGGAAGAACACGAGCUAUGCGCUCCUCACACUGACGAUGGAUGUGGCGAAGCGGCGGAUGAAGCGGCGGCGCGGCGCGGUUGUUGCGGCGGGGGGUGGUGGUGGUGGUGGUGGUGGGGGAGGUGGGGGUGCGGCAGCGAUGGGGAGGAGGAAUACGCCGUCGCCGUCGCCGUCGCCACCACCGCCGCAGUUGCAGUUGCAGUUGCAGUUACAGUCGCAGUCGCAGCCGCAGCCGCUGGCGGUUGAGUGCACCCCGCCACCAUCCGCGCCCGCUGUGUCUCCGCCAUUAUCUACACCCACGCCCACACCCGCACCCGCACCCGCACCCUCCGCCGCACCAGCACCAGCACCAGCACCAGCACCAACGCUCCUGAUCCCCCUCCCGCACCCGCUCACGCCGCGCGACUGCUGCCGCGUGCAGCUGUGCGACCUCACCGACGACGGCGCCGCCGCUUCUUCGCCCCCGACGCUGCGGCGGCUGCACGAGUGUCUGAGGGAGGACGGGCUGCCGUGGGAGUGCGGCGAGUAUGUGGUGCUGGACAGCGACGGCGUGGCCGUACGGAAUGAUCGCGGGUUGAGGUGUGCGUUGGGUGUGAUGGCCGCCAGGGGGGUGGGGGUGGCGGUGUGGAGUGUUGUGAGGGUGUGA
Messenger RNA from Morchella sextelata, 1011 nucleotides. RefSeq lists its product as uncharacterized. NCBI's taxonomy places the organism in Eukaryota, Fungi, Ascomycota, Pezizomycetes, Pezizales, Morchellaceae. The coding region runs from base 1 to 1011 and encodes 336 amino acids. The transcript has 2 exons. The record is from RefSeq and is a predicted model, not a curated record.